UAUCCAACCUUCCUCAAAAGUGAUCUCGACACUCCAUUUAUAUACAAUUCAAACCCCCAUUUCCAAUCAACAAAGACAAAGAACAAACUAAAUUCAUCAUCAUUCAUGGAAUAUCCAUCUCCAAAAUGAAGAUCAACCCACAUCUCAACACACCCCUAUGGGGAUCUCUCUCUCUCCUAAUCUUCUUCUCUUCUCUCUCUAACCAAGCUUCCUUCUCUACCACACCCCUCUCAAACCCUAGGCUCCAAAAGGCCUACUUUGCCCUCCAAGCAUGGAAACAUGCCAUCACCUCGGACCCUAAUGGCUUUACUUCGAAUUGGUACGGUCCAAACGUUUGUAACUACACCGGAGUCUACUGCGCCCCCGCCCCGGACGACCCCCAGGUCAUCACAGUCGCGGGGAUCGACCUCAACCAUGCCGGGAUCUCUGGUGAGUUACCGGAGGAGCUCGGCCUCCUGACGGACCUCGCUCUCUUCCACAUCAAUUCCAACUUCUUCUGCGGCACCUUACCCAAGAGUUUUUCAAAACUCUGUUUGCUUCACGAACUUGACGUCAGUAACAACCUCUUUUCCGGGACGUUCCCGUACGUUGUACUCAACAUCCCGUCCCUUAAAUUUCUCGAUAUCCGUUUCAACAAGUUCGAAGGGGAAAUCCCAUCGAGACUUUUUGACUUGAGACUCGAUGCGUUGUUCGUGAACAACAACGACUUCAAGUCAACGUUACCGGAGAACUUCGGUAACUCCCCGGUGUCUGUGGUUGUUCUGGCGAACAACCAAGUCAAUGGGUGCUUGCCAUCGAGCAUAGGGAACAUGGGGGGAACCCUGAACGAGAUCAUUCUCUUGAAUGUGGGGUUGAACGGUUGUUUGCCGACGGAGAUAGGGUUGCUGAAGGAAGCGACGGUGUUCGACGUGAGCGAUAAUAUGUUUGUGGGGACGUUGCCGGAGUCGAUGGGAGGGAUGAGGAGCUUGGAGCAGCUGAAUGUGGCGCAUAAUAAACUUACCGGCGAGAUUCCGGCGAGCAUAUGUACUUUGCCCAAGUUGGAGAACUUCACCUACUCUUACAAUUACUUUUGCGGUGAACCGGCUGUUUGUCUUAAGCUGCCGGCGAAAGAUGACCGGGAAAAUUGCAUUCCCGGAAGGCCGGAACAGCGGUCCCCGGCCGAGUGCAAGGCUGCUUACUCUCAGCCGGUGGAUUGCAGUGCUUUUGGGUGUUCGCCUAGAAGCCCUCCUCCUCCUCCUCCGCCUCCGCCUCCGCCCCCGCCCCCUCCCCCUCCCCCUCCCCCUCCCCCGCCCCCGCCCCCAUCACCUCCUCCGCCAUCUCCGCCGCCACAACCAUGCCAAACUCCUCCUUUGCCGCCGCCGCCACCAUGCCAAACCCCUCCUUUGCCGCCGCCGCCACCUUAUCACUACCUAUGAAUAAGUACUUGACCAAAUGAAAAAUCCGUCUUACUUUUGUAUUUUUGAUUUUGUUUGCAUUGACAAAGGAGGUUAGAAUUAAUAACUUACAUUUGGAGAGGGGGGUUUUUUUUUUUCUGGAUUUCUAUAGCUUGGCUGCAACUUCUGUUACGUUCGCAAUGACCUUCGAUCUGGCAUUCUUUGGGUUGUGUUAAGGAAUAAUGAUUUUGUGAGGGGUUUUUUAGUUUGUCUCAUUUUUCAUGUUUUUUUUGAGUCACGGGUACUGAAUGCAAAGUUCAUUUU
Messenger RNA from Rhododendron vialii, 1697 nucleotides. RefSeq names its product leucine-rich repeat extensin-like protein 6. The transcript has a single exon. NCBI's taxonomy places the organism in Eukaryota, Viridiplantae, Streptophyta, Magnoliopsida, Ericales, Ericaceae. The record is from RefSeq and is a predicted model, not a curated record. Bases 126 to 1415 code for a protein of 429 amino acids. Gene Ontology annotation, molecular function: protein binding.